AGUGCUAUUUCUAGCCAGCAUCUAUCCUGAGCAUAUCCUGUAUCGAUUGCGUCUGUUGGAUGAGGGGAGUCGAUUGCGUUUCACACGUCCUCAAAAUGUGGAGCCCCUGCAUUGUUCCCAUGCAUCCUCCGUGCCAUCGCCCAGCACAACACCGCUUGAACAGUGGGAUCUGUUUGUGCCGCUUAAUAAGCCCAUCCGCGCGUUCGCAUUAUAAAAAACCGUCAUCCCAUGCUGGUCGUCUUUGAUCCCUUCAUUCAUCUUUCCUGACAUUUGUCUACUACAUUUCUCCGCCCACAUGACGAUGGGUGACCACUUGUUUCCCAAUUACCUGAACGCCAACUUCCCAGCAGGCGAAUUCACGGCCGACCUCCUUGACUUUUCGCAGUUUUUGGGUGAACAGAUCACGACUACCUUCGACGUAGGCGACGCCGGUUCUACUGAUGACGACAGCCGGAGUGGUGUGAAUGGAGAAAUGAUGCCUCUUCCGAGGGUGUUCGAGUGCGGCCCCUCAACGACCGAAUCAGUCUCGACUGAAUCCUCGGACAUCGAGACUCCUUGCUGGGAAACGCUUCAACUCGUCGUCGCCGGGCGCACCUACAAUUCCCAGCUCAACGCCGCUGCUGCGGACCUAUGUCUCACAAGGAUCAACACCAUUGUGACCUCUACGCCUCUUGCGCCGCAGACCUAUUGGCAAGCAGUGCUAGAUGACGUGAUGCCAAGAGCGCUGGCGGAAUUCCGACUCGAACUAGCCGUCAAGGCCACCUCUUCCAUCAUUCGCACGGCUUUCACCUUGCUCGAAGAUGAUACAGCAUCUCUGAAUGAGAUCCUGGGCACUGAAGGAACAGAAAUCGCCGAACUACGUCGCGCCAUCAGCGAAGCUAUUCCCGGUAGACCGUGGCAUGAACGCCAGACGCGUACAGGCCGGGUCCUGUUCCUAAUGGCUGUGCUCGAAGGUUUCAUCAAUUAUUUGGGGGUGGCCAAUCAAUCACUUCGCGAAGCAGUUAGGAAAGACAGGGCAGCUGCGGCUGCUUUGCUGGCUCUUAUGCGUGCUCUCGAAAAGCUCGAUCAGCCUCAAAUCGAUGUGCUCGGAGGGUGGGCAGCAGAAACAUUCUUGGCCGCACCCACUGAACCCUCUGUCCCUCCGAGCAACGACGUCAGUGUCACGCCUACGACCACAAUCCAAGACCCUGUCGAAUCCGACGCAUGUUCGGAGUCUGGUUCAGACGACGAGCUACCUUCACCCUCCACGUUCUUUGAGCGUCCUCGCUGUCCCGUCAAGUCGACGUCCCACGCGACACCAAAGGUCAUCCGCGUUACUGAUCUCGACGUCGACUAUUUGGAUUCUGAGCCACCAUGCCCCGCCAUCACGACAGACCCCCUUGCCUCGCUGGAGACUGGAGUUGAUGUCGUCGACACUGUGGAACUUGGCCAUGAUUUUACGCUUUUCACGCCCAUAUCAGGCUCUGGCGACAUUGACGAGGUUUUUAUACAGCGCAAACGACCUUUUCCAGCCCUCAGGACUAUCCCACCUGACCAUGUGGAUGUCAUCUAUAUUUCCGACGCCGAGGAUGAGCCUGUGACCGCGCAGAAAUACCCACCCACGGUACGAAGAUCGCAUCGUGAUCACAACCCGUUAGUCCCCAACUGCACCAAGUGUCAUCCCCAAGAUUCGCAGCUGGGCAAGAGGAAGUGCCGCGCUUGUAACGACAAGGUGUCGUGCGCGAAACGAAUCAGAUCGGGCAAGCAUUGAGCUCUGAAAAGGGCUUUUACUCAGUAUGGUUGAUCGAGCGAUUUUCUUUAGUCAUCGUUAGCGAUAGAACCAAAAUCCGAGCCUUGAAUUUCUUAAAUUAUUCCAUGAGGAAAAUGGAUCUACCAGAAAUGGAGAUGACCAACCUAAAGCUUC
This is a messenger RNA of Dissoconium aciculare CBS 342.82, 1903 nucleotides long. RefSeq lists its product as uncharacterized. Lineage: Eukaryota; Fungi; Ascomycota; Dothideomycetes; Mycosphaerellales; Dissoconiaceae. The coding region runs from base 296 to 1750 and encodes 484 amino acids. The record is from RefSeq and is a predicted model, not a curated record. The transcript has a single exon.